Molecule: messenger RNA, 1226 nt
Organism: Helianthus annuus (common sunflower)
Lineage: Eukaryota; Viridiplantae; Streptophyta; Magnoliopsida; Asterales; Asteraceae
Product: ras-related protein RABE1a
Exons: 9
Coding region: 343-993 (216 amino acids)
Biological process (GO): regulation of exocytosis; protein secretion
Cellular component (GO): plasma membrane
Molecular function (GO): GTPase activity; GTP binding
Source: RefSeq, a predicted model, not a curated record
UUUACUACCUACAUCGCUGGCACCCUGCUUACCAUGGUCCUCCCUUUUUUAUUCAUUCCUUCACUCCUCGCUCGCUUUCCCCAUCUUCGCUAGCUUACGCCGGGAGGUCACCAUUAACAAAACAAACGCCCCUAAAAACCAGACCACAAAGGCGCAUGUUAGCGCAUCUUCAUCUCAGGGUGCGUAUUACUCCUUUUGUUUACUUCAAUACUUUCUCUCUCUACAUCUCCAAUGGCCGAUCGCUUGCAUACUUCCUAUCUGGUGUAGCUGUGUUUAUAUAGUUAUAUAUUUACACAUACUCUGUUUUUAGGGCUUUUUGUUCGAAUUUAUUGCGAUUUUUCAAUGGCCGCUCCACCGGCUAGGGCUCGUGCAGAUUAUGAUUACCUGAUUAAGCUCCUUUUGAUCGGCGAUAGCGGUGUUGGAAAGAGUUGCCUUCUUUUGCGUUUUUCAGACGGUUCUUUCACUACUAGUUUUAUUACUACCAUUGGUAUUGAUUUUAAGAUAAGAACCAUCGAGCUUGAUGGCAAGCGUAUUAAACUACAAAUAUGGGACACAGCUGGUCAGGAACGAUUCCGGACAAUUACAACCGCUUAUUACAGAGGAGCCAUGGGUAUUUUGUUGGUGUACGAUGUCACAGAUGAGUCAUCUUUCAAUAACAUAAGAAACUGGAUUCGUAACAUUGAACAACACGCUUCCGAUAAUGUUAACAAAAUCUUGGUGGGAAACAAGGCUGAUAUGGACGAAAGCAAACGGGCUGUACCUACUGCUAAGGGGCAAGCGCUUGCUGAUGAAUAUGGCAUUAAAUUCUUUGAAACCAGUGCAAAAACUAAUCUAAAUGUGGAGCAAGUUUUCUUUUCAAUUGCGAAGGAUAUCAAGCAAAGGCUUUCAGAAACCGACACCAAGGCUGAGCCAACUACAAUUAAGAUCAAUCAAGCAGACGGAGGAGCUGGGAACAGUCAAACUGCACAGAAAUCCGCCUGCUGCGGUUCUUAAAAGGAAAUCUAAUUGUCAUGAUAUAUGAGGGGUGGGGGAUUGUAAUUUUCAACUUAUUUGCAAUUUUUUAAGAAAAAAGAAAGUGAUGUGUUAGUGUGUGAAAGAAACAUAGGUUUUAAUUACUGAAUUACCGCUUCUUCUUGCAGCACACUUGAUAUUUUUCUUUACAAUCUUGUUGUUUCACUUAUUGUUGCAAGAUGUUGUAGUUAUUGUUAAAAGACAACUUAUAUGUU